AUGGACAAGCCCGCUGUUGAGAGGGUGGAUGACAUAGGUGCUUCACCAGGGGACAUCAAUGGCAGUGAUAGUGGCCACAGCAAAAUUGCACGCCGACUGCUUCUCAAACAAGACCUCUCCAUCGUCCUAAUUCUUUCGGGCUGUUACUUUUUCGCGUACUUGGAUCGCGGAGCCUUGGGAAAUGCACGCAUCAUGGAAUUCCAGAAGGACUUACACUUGGACAACAGUCAAUUCUACAAUUGCUUGCUCAUGUUCUUCGUAGGAUAUAUGGUCGCCGAGCUCCCAGCAGCGCUGUUGUUGCGCAUCCUUCCCUCAAACCUAGUGUACGCACUAUCGUGCCUGGGCUUUGGGCUCCUCGCUGCUUGUACUUCAAAAGCAGGAGGCUAUGCCGGUGUCAUGGUCAUUCGGUUUCUGCUAGGAAUCAUGGAGGCGGCCAUCCAGACAGGGUUUGUGUUCAUCUCGCUAUGGUAUCAGGAAAAGGAGAUGGCUACACGCAGCGCCUUCUUCUACAUCUCAGCACCGAUAGCUGGUGCCGCGAGCGGACUCAUCUCUUACGGUGUCCAAAAGAACCUCAACGGCGCAAACGGACUCUACUCGUGGCAGUGGCUCUUCAUCAUUGAAGGUGUAUUUUCUGUGGCAUGGGGCAUUCUCACAUUCAUCGUCAUGCCGAGACUACCUGAAGUGGUCGCCCGCAAGGGUAGUUGGCUCUUUCGAGACGAGGCUUCGCGGGAAUUGAUUUUGCGAAGAACGACGCAAAGAAACGCGCCAGACGCAAAACCGUGUCUUUGGCAAAUCGGCUGGGCGCUAAAGGACAUAAAGACCUGGCUUGGAGCUCUCAUCAUCGGCGCCGCAUCCAUGAAUAUCGCUGCGUUUGGUGUUUUUCUUCCGACUUUCCUGCACGAAUUCGGCUGGUCACCUCUACAGACUCAGCUAUAUUCUAUCAUCCCCUACGCUUGCGCGGUCGUGUCGCUGCCAGUACUGACCAUGUCCAGCGGUCGCGUACAGCAGAAGGCAGCUUUCCUUUUCGGGUGCCUAUCGACAUGCGUAGUAGGCUAUAUCAUUCUACUCUGCACGACCAAACGCGCAGCUUGCCUUUUUGCCUGCUGUCUAGUCGCCAUUGGCAGCUAUCCUGGUGUUGUUCUCGGCGCUUCUUUUCUGCUCCUGAAUCAAGCGGGUUACACCAAACGUGCCACAGCCUGGGCUGUCACGCAGAUCUUCAUUCAAUGCUACAGCAUCAUCGCCACUCAGGUCUAUACUUCGCCACCGCGUUACCUCAAGGGCCAUGGUGUGCUAGUAGGACUGAAUUUCGUUGCCGUGGUUGCCAUCGCAAUCAAGUCCAUCCUGAUGAAGAGGUCUAAUGCUCAACGGGACGCGGCUGACCAGCGCUUCCAGGAAGAGGGAACCGCGGAUCCCGAGAUGGUCAAGUCCUUGGAAGAAUUGUGCGACUAUCAUCCCUCCUUCCGAUAUGUGCUUUAA
Molecule: messenger RNA, 1476 nt
Organism: Zasmidium cellare ATCC 36951
Lineage: Eukaryota; Fungi; Ascomycota; Dothideomycetes; Mycosphaerellales; Mycosphaerellaceae
Exons: 4
Coding region: 1-1476 (491 amino acids)
Biological process (GO): transmembrane transport
Cellular component (GO): membrane
Molecular function (GO): transmembrane transporter activity
Source: RefSeq, a predicted model, not a curated record